AUGCAGUACACACCUGAAUCAAAUGUUUACCCUGCCAGGUGCAAAGAGCAGCACUGUUAUGAUGACUGCUUUGACAGUGGAUACUCCGGGUUAUUCCACAGUCCACAGAGCAUCAGUGGAGUGGACUUCUGUAGGUCUUUGUCACCUGUUGAAUUCGAUGAGACGCCCAAAGAGAACCUCAGACUUCCUGUCACACCGAAAGAGAGGAGCAGAGAGUCGGUCAGGUUUUUGAACAAGGACUCCAGGACAACACAGCUGCCAUCAACAGUUAGUUGGUGUGAAACUCCAAAAGUGUAUAAAAGAGAUGAAUCGCUGCGACACAGACUUCUGAUGGGCAAAACGAACACAGAUGUCAAAACUGACAGCACAAGAUCACUGAGCAACAGAAGGACUGAAUCGUCCACCAUCAGUAUCCGGUCUGAUCACUGCCUCAGUGCAUCGUUGGACUGUCUAGACUCAGUGAUGGGGGCUUUGGCAUCAACCACUUUAAACCUAAAACAGGACCUGCCUUUAUCUGGCAGGAAACGCCGUGUCCUUUUUUCACAGAUGAGGACCUCCACUCUUGAAGAUGGUAAACUCCACUCUGGUCAUCCUGCUGAGUUUGAGAGAAUAGGUUCCCUCUCAAGUGCAGAUUUCAGUAAGAGCUUUUCUGCCUCAGAUCAAAUGAUUAUUGAGACUCCGAACUCUAGAAAAUCUCUGCCGGUCUCAUCCAAGGAAAACUCUCCAUCACCAGUCAGUGUUGUGACAAAUGACCUCAAUUACUUCUUUUGCACUCCAUCCUCCUCACAUACACCCAGGUACAUCAGGUUGAUGUGUGAAGACAGUGGUUUCAGUUCCCAAGACUCCUCAGUGGACCACGAUGGCUCAUUCCAGGAGCUGCUGCUCCCUGCCUCCAGGAGAAACUGUGAAACCCCAAAUCUGGCCGAGGCAAAGCGGCGCUCCCGUUUGCAGCGUCAGCACAGGCUCUCCACGCUAAAGGAAGGGGGCUCUCAGUCGGAAGAAGACCCAGCAGACAGAAAACAUGAACAUCUUAAUCUGUGCCACAGCUCUUCUAAAGAUGUUUUUGCUGAUGAUGCUACUCCUCGCAGGGUUCUCUCUAUUAAAUGUGAUAAUAGUAUGACUUUUGAUGGUUUGACCUAUUCAAAACCAGAUUAUGCCACCCCUCUCAGAGCCACCUCCGCCAAGCCAGAAAACAUGACACCUUUAGGCACAGCUGCAUAUCCAGAUGUUACCCCUCUCAGGACAACCCCAGUAAAUCUCUCACUGACUCCAGCUUUGCAGCUGGUUCAUGCUAUGUGCCAGCAGAAUGCUCAGAUGUUUGCUGGCCAAAGUCCAAACCUGAAGGAGCAGUUGAAGUCCACGGCAGCACUGGCCCAGACCCCGGUGACGUUUAGGACAGCUAUGCCAUUGGCAGGACUGAUUGGCAGGAAGAUGGGGGUGGGGAAGGUAGACAUACUCACAGAACUGAAGAAGAGGAACCUCAGGCACAUCCUUGCUGUCGUACUCGGUCACCUUGCCUCUGAGAGCAUCCACAGGUGUGGUCAAGUGUGUAAAAGCUGGAGUGAAAUUAUCCGGCAGGACAAGCGGGCUGCCUUCAGGAUAAGAAGCUACCUGAGUGAAGUGACUGCCUCACUUGAGCUCAGGGGUGGAGUCCAUGUCCCUGAUGCAGAGACCAGACUGACUCUUCUAAAGAGGUCGGCCCUCAAGACAGUUCAGGCUCAGUCCAGGACUUCAAGCUACUGCACCCCGCAGUCAGGAAAUAGAACUUCAGUCCAACUACAGCACUGUGUCGUACAUUCAGGCAGCAGCAACAAACGAGAGAAAUUUCUAGAAGUUGCCAAAACUCUCUUCAAUGAUGAGUGCCUGAAGCCCUGCCCUAGAUGUCAGCAUCCUGCAAGAUGUCACUCGGUGAAAGGGGAAGGUGUGUGUAGUAGAGCCGACUGUGGUUUCAAGUUUUGCACUGCUUGCUUGUGCACUUUUCAUGGAUCUAGAGAGUGUAGCAGCCAGUCUGUUGGCCAUCGCAAAAAGGACAUACUUCUUCCGGGAAGUGCUCAAAGUCGUAGAAACGUCAAGAGACUAUGA
Molecule: messenger RNA, 2082 nt
Organism: Limanda limanda (common dab)
Lineage: Eukaryota; Metazoa; Chordata; Actinopteri; Pleuronectiformes; Pleuronectidae
Gene: fbxo43
Product: F-box protein 43
Exons: 5
Coding region: 1-2082 (693 amino acids)
Biological process (GO): negative regulation of meiotic nuclear division; regulation of mitotic nuclear division
Cellular component (GO): nucleus
Molecular function (GO): protein binding
Source: RefSeq, a predicted model, not a curated record